Molecule: messenger RNA, 1372 nt
Organism: Arachis stenosperma
Lineage: Eukaryota; Viridiplantae; Streptophyta; Magnoliopsida; Fabales; Fabaceae
Product: WAT1-related protein At2g37460-like
Exons: 7
Coding region: 85-1185 (366 amino acids)
Cellular component (GO): plasma membrane
Molecular function (GO): transmembrane transporter activity
Source: RefSeq, a predicted model, not a curated record
AAGCAUGAACCUUCAUUGGUGAAGUGGUGUGUCAUCUAUUGUUUCUUGUGGCCCAAGUAAUUUAUCAAUAGGUGAUAUUGGAAGAUGGAUGGUCAUACACAAAAAUGGUUGGAAAAAGCGAAGCCAUUCAUAGGUGUGAUUUUCUUGCAGUUUGGAUUUGCCGGCAUGGAUGUUCUAUCCAAGGCUGCACUCAACAAGGGAAUGAGCAAUUAUGUUCUUGUUGUUUAUCGCCAUGUUGUUGCCUUCAUUGUCAUAACCCCUUUCGCAUUAGUCAUUGACAAGAAAGUGAGGCCAAAGAUGACAUUUUCAAUCUUUAUAAAGAUGGUGGCACUAAGCAUACUAGAGCCAGUUAUUGAUCAGAAUUUAUACUUUUUGGGAAUGAAAUACACAACAGCAACCUUUGCCGCUGCCAUGACCAAUAUGCUUCCUGCCAUUACCUUUGUCUUGGCCUGCAUUCUUAGGCUUGAGAAGGUGAAAAUAAGAAGUGUACGGAGUCAAGCAAAGGUGGUUGGGACUCUAGCAACUGUUUCAGGUGCCAUGGUUAUGACACUGCUUAAAGGCCCAGAGCUCUUCGGGGCCCAUGGAAGCAAUACCCAUAACCAGAAUAAUAAUGGGGUAAACCUUCAUGAUGUCAUUAAGGGUUCCAUCAUGAUCACUGUUGGCUGCUUUAGUUGGGCUUGUUUCAUGGUUCUUCAAUCUGUUACACUAGAAGCGUACCCUGCUGAGCUGUCACUUACAUCAUGGAUAUGCCUAUUGGGAACAAUUGAAGGUGGCUUAGUGGGCCUCAUUAUGGAAAGGGCUAAUCCUUCUGUAUGGACUCUACAUUGGGAUACAAAACUACUUGCUGCUGCCUACAGUGGCAUAUUUUGCUCUGGACUAGCCUAUUACAUUCAAGGAGUAGUCAUGAAAACUAGAGGUCCAGUCUUUGUAACAGCAUUUAGUCCUCUCUGUAUGGUCAUUGUUGCUAUCAUGGGCUCCAUUUUUCUCGCUGAGCAAAUGUUCCUUGGAAGGGUGGUUGGUGCCAUUGUGAUUAUUUUGGGGCUGUACAUGGUGGUUUGGGGCAAAAGCAAAGACUAUGACUCACCAAAUCCAAGUAUUGAAGAUAACAGUAAUGCCAAAAAUCAGUAUCUUACUCAAGAAGGCAUGAAUGGUAAGGAAAACAUAGCUAGAGAUGAACAAGUAUGAGACAAGAUUCCAACUCUAACCACAACAACUUUAUAUAGUCUCAUAGUUGUUUGGUCCUUCACACUAUGAUGUAUGAGUAGUUGAGGUUUAAUUUUUACUGUAAUAGUAAGGCUUCUUCAUAAGCCAAGCGAAGUACCUACAACAUGAACAUGGUGCAACUUUCAAUACAAAAUUAUAUUGAUGCUGA